Messenger RNA from Morchella importuna, 216 nucleotides. RefSeq lists its product as uncharacterized. Bases 1 to 216 code for a protein of 71 amino acids. The record is from RefSeq and is a predicted model, not a curated record. NCBI's taxonomy places the organism in Eukaryota, Fungi, Ascomycota, Pezizomycetes, Pezizales, Morchellaceae. The transcript is spliced from 2 exons.
AUGCCAACAAAACCCGUUGAAAAAAGCCAAUAUGACACGAGGAGGGACAUUAUUGCCCUCCCAAAUCAUGGUUUGCCUGUCAGCGAAAUUGUGAAGGAAACUGGAGCCUCAGAAAGCACUGUGUACCGAGCGGUUGCCAAAUACAAAAAAGAAGGGCAUGUCUGCUACCUACCCCGCUCCGGCCGCCCAUCAAUCCUCUCAAAAGCAGAGAUCUGA